This is a messenger RNA of Nymphaea colorata (pocket water lily), 2726 nucleotides long. RefSeq lists its product as uncharacterized. Lineage: Eukaryota; Viridiplantae; Streptophyta; Magnoliopsida; Nymphaeales; Nymphaeaceae. The record is from RefSeq and is a predicted model, not a curated record. The transcript is spliced from 3 exons. Bases 1160 to 2458 code for a protein of 432 amino acids.
GAUCUUUUCUUCACUUUUACGUUCUCUCUCCCCUCUGUUCUGUCUCUCAACUUCCGGAAUCCGAACUCCCAAUCACCACGGAGGGUUCCCAAUUCCAGCUCCGGUCACCACCGGCGUACGGAGGGCGACCUUCGUCCUCCGGCGGCUGCCUCGCCACGAUACAGCAGCGGCAGCCUCCGGCAACUUCCGGUCACCACCAAGGACUGACAGCACCGGCAUGGCCGAAUCCAAGAUAUGCCCCUUAUUUCUGUCGUUAUUAUUUAUUUAUUUACUUACUCAUUUAUUAAUUUUGAAGCAGGGCAGAGGGUUUCACGUUUGCACAGUGAACCCAUGCAUAGGGCAGGGAUGCUCUGCCCUUCCUGCAAGCUGUGCGGUAAAUGGAAAAAUCUGAGUGGAAUAAUGCAAAAGCAAAUAAGGGAGUACGAUGAAGGCAAGGGGGAAAAAAAAAUGCAAGAAAGCGAGACAGACUAAGAUUCUAGCAGCGAGAUUUGCUUUCUUUCUUUUUUAAUAUAAAUAGAUGAAUCCGGUAGGCAGAGGAUACUCUGCCGUGUUCAGAAGGAGGCAUCCGAGCUGCCUCCUGUUCUUCCCUAUGCAAUUGUAUGUAUAUAAAUCUUACUAUUCUUGUUUCUUUGAAACAUGUAUAUGCCACAGUAUCGUAUCUAGUUGAGCUGCUGAGUAUGUGUGUGUCAAAGCAUUAUGAGUCUAAAGGGAAGAAAGCACAAUGAAGAAAACGAAGAGAGAAAAAAUUGUGUUCUCUCUCUCAUUGCGCUCUCUUUUUAAAAUGUUUAAGACAGUCAUUUCUUUCCUUAAUAAUCCCUCUCAGAAUGGUAUGCCGGCUAAACGCGGAGAAAACCGCUACUAACAUUUAUCGAAAUUAAAUUUCUUUAAUCAUGAAAUUUAAUAUUAUCAUUUAUUAAUUUAUUAUCAUUAUUUUAUUUCUGGUUGAAAGCGUACAUAGGGGUUACAGUUUCUGUCCUCCAGGACGACUAGUUUUUCUUAUUAUCAAUGUCAUAAAUGUGCCAGUAUGCCCUCUUAACUUUGAUGAUGUUGGUGCAUGCUGCUAUUUAUUGCAUCGUGUAGCUAACUCACUUUAUCUACAUCACAGGACGUUUGUUGCUGGAUCGUAGUUUACUGAAAUGGAGAUCGAAUCGUGACCAGAAUGGAUCCCCAACCUUUUGUGAGGCUGUCUAUUGGAUCUUUGGGGCUUAGGGUUCCAAUUGCAGCGUCAAAGGCUGUUAGAUCAGAUGCUUUGUCUUCUCCCUGCACGUGCGAAAUCCGUCUUCGUGGAUUUCCUAUGCAGGUGGCACCAGUUCCCCUGAUUAAUUCACCUGAAGAGGGUCCUGACCCUCAUAGCUUUGCAGCGAGCUUCUACUUGGAAGAAUCGAAUCUUCGUGCAUUACUCUCCCAUAGCUGUUUUCAAGCUGCUAAUGCACAUCUUGAGAUUGCUGUAUUCUCCGGGAGAGAAGGCGGUCAUUGUGGCAUCAGCAGCCGGAAGCAACAGAUUGGUGCAUUCAAGUUACAGGUAGGCUCAGAAUGGACUGAAGGAAAAGCUGUUUUACUUCAUAAUGGCUGGACUGUUAUUGGCAAGAAUAAACAUGAUGGCAGCAAACCAGGUGUAGAGCUUCACGUGAGAGUGAGGCUUGAUCCUGAUCCACGUUUCGUCUUUCAGUUUGAAGGUGAAACUACUUCAAGCCCUCAAAUAGUUCAUCUCCAGGGAAAUUCUAAGCAGCCAAUAUUCAGUUGCAAGUUCCUUCGCGAGAGAAGAGCAUCACAAUCUGAUCCCUUAAGCAGUUAUUGGCUGACUUCAAGUAGUUCAGAGCAGGAAAAUGAGAGGAGAGAAAGAAAGGGUUGGAGAGUGAUGAUUCAUGACCUCUCUGGGUCGGUUGUAGCAGCAGCUUCCAUGGUCACACCUUUCGUCCCAUCAGCUGAUUGUGAUAGGGUUGCACGCUCAAACCCUGGUGCAUGGCUGAUCUUGCACCCUGAUCCAGGUGGUAUUGACACAUGGCGACCAUGGGGACGGCUAGAGGCUUGGCGCGAGCGCAAUGGAAAGGACUCCAUAGGUUGCAGGUUUCAUCUGAUUGAGGAAGGUGGUUGCAGCUUAGCAGUGGCUGGCGGUGGAGUCUUGGUAUCAGAGAUCUUGAUAAGUGCUGAAAAAGGGGGUGAAUUUUUUAUUGACACUACAAGGCAGACACCCGUGCCUACACCCUUGCCAAGCCCCCAAAGUAGCGGGGACUUUGUAUAUUAUGGUCAUGACAUGUCCGGUGGGUUCGUUAUGAAUUGUCACAUACAAGGGGAAAGCAAAAGCAGUAAACCGGUGGUGCAUCUUGCUACCAGACAUGUCAAGUGUGUGGAGGAUGCAGCAAUCUUCAUGGCUCUUGCUGCUGCUGUUGACUUAAGCAGAGAAGCUUGCAGGCCAUUUAGGAGGAGGCUGAGGCAUCAUACUUCUAAUUCAUUUUAGUCCGGUGGGGACAUUUAUGACGCGUCCUGACUUUUGUCUCUAUUUCUUUCAUUCUGGUGGUAUGGCAUCACUCUUGAUGGAUUAUUGAGCUUCACUUCACUAGGCUAUGACACUCUAUCUGUGUCUUGCAUUGGUGUUCUCUAACAAAUACCAAUUCAAAGUAUGUUGUGGUAGAAACCGUGCCAAGACCACCAGAAUGCGUGCGGGACCGUGGUUCACGUUGUAUUCUGUGUUGUUAACGAGUGUGAAAUGAAAUAUGUGUUGUACA